Passer domesticus (house sparrow) is the source of this 1267-nucleotide messenger RNA. It is a transcript of the gene PSMA4, whose product is annotated as proteasome 20S subunit alpha 4. Gene Ontology annotation, cellular component: proteasome core complex, alpha-subunit complex; cytosol; proteasome core complex. The transcript is spliced from 9 exons. Lineage: Eukaryota; Metazoa; Chordata; Aves; Passeriformes; Passeridae. The record is from RefSeq and is a predicted model, not a curated record. The coding region runs from base 232 to 1017 and encodes 261 amino acids. Gene Ontology annotation, biological process: proteasomal protein catabolic process; ubiquitin-dependent protein catabolic process.
AGGCCCCGCCCCAGGCCGGCGCGCGGCACCGCGCAGGCGCGGCGGCCAUUUCCGACGCGGUGGUGAAGGCUCGGGCGCGGCUGCAGCGCCCGGUCCUUGCCCGCCGGCCGGGCCUCGCCGCCCCCCGCCCGGCCCAGCGGUUUCCUCCGGCCCGCCGCCCGGUGCCGGUCCCCGUGCCCCGUGUUCUCCUGCCGGCGCGCUGCCCUCUGCCCGCGGCGCGUCCCCGGCACCAUGUCUCGAAGAUAUGACUCCAGAACUACCAUAUUUUCUCCGGAAGGCCGCCUGUACCAGGUGGAGUAUGCCAUGGAGGCCAUCGGCCACGCGGGCACGUGCCUGGGAAUCCUAGCAAACGAUGGAGUUCUGCUGGCAGCGGAGCGCCGCAACAUUCACAAACUGCUCGAUGAAGUGUUCUUCUCAGAGAAGAUAUACAAACUUAAUGAGGAUAUGGCAUGCAGUGUUGCAGGAAUAACUUCAGAUGCCAAUGUUCUGACAAAUGAGCUGAGACUGAUUGCCCAGAGGUAUUUGUUACAGUAUCAAGAGCCUAUUCCUUGUGAACAACUAGUAACAGCACUGUGUGAUAUCAAGCAGGCUUAUACACAGUUUGGAGGAAAACGUCCUUUUGGUGUUUCAUUGCUCUAUAUUGGCUGGGAUAAGCAUUAUGGAUUUCAGCUGUACCAAAGUGAUCCUAGUGGAAAUUAUGGAGGGUGGAAAGCCACAUGCAUUGGGAAUAAUAGUGCUGCAGCAGUGUCAAUGCUGAAGCAAGACUACAAAGAAGGGGAAAUGACUUUAAAGACUGCCCUGGCAUUGGCCAUUAAGGUUCUAAACAAGACCAUGGAUGUCAGCAAGCUCUCUGCUGAGAAAGUUGAAAUUGCAACACUGACAAGAGAGAACGGAAAGACAGUAAUAAGGGUUCUGAAGCAAAAGGAGGUGGAACAAUUGAUAAAACAACAUGAGGAGGAGGAAGCAAAAGCUGAACGUGAAAAGAAGGAGAAAGAACAAAAAGAGAAGGAUAAAUAGAAUAUGAAAUCAAGUGUUCUCUAGAUAAUAAAGGACCUGCUUCAGCAAAAGAUAAUCUGGAUUUUUGUGCUGUAGAAGCCUACAGCUAUGCCAUGGAGGACCCAGAAGUACUUUUGAUGAACCAGGUCCUUAGUCAUCAUUUAGAUAAUUAGUUUACCGCUCCUUACAUUGACCAAUAAUUGCUUUAAUUCUUGAACACUCUUUCUUUCAUCUUCUAUUUUUUAUUAUGGAAUAAAAUUUAAGAAGAAUA